UUGUGCGAAGCUGGGACAUUAAUCCGUAUCGAUUUUCCGCCACGAAUAGAACUCGAAGUCAACAGAUACACAAAGUCGCUUUAUUGCUUGGGCAAAUAGUAAACAGAACGUGAGCUCGGCAAUGAAAUCGCCGAUUGGGGAAAAUAGCAUCGUGUCUGAUGAUAUUAGGGUCAUUUCGACUCCCAAAAGGCGGAAGGCGAAGGACAGUAACAAUCAUCAUGUGGUGCCCCUAGGGAUUUUGGUGGUGCUCUGCACCGUCUAUAUCAUGGCUGCAGGUUUGCAGCGCAAUUACAGAUACUAUUUCAGGUCGGGUGUGGCGGCUUUUGACCUGCCCCAAACUGAGUCCGAGGAACCCCAACUAGAAGCCAUCGAUAUGGAUGAUGAGCACCACGAGGAGGCCUGCCAAAGAAUAGAUAUAUUUGGCGGGGAUGCUGAUGGAAAUAAAUCAGAGAACCAGAUUUCUAAGCGCCCUCAGGCCAAGAUCAGCAAGCGGACUAGAACUGGACCAGGCAGCAAGCAUCCCCGAGCGCCAAAGAGUCUGGAGAUCAGCCGAAAGAAGGAGGUGGCCAAGAAGAGCAACACGGCAGAGCCCAUCAUAUAUCUGUUCGCCCUGGUUUUCAUUUAUCUUCUUCUGAAGGCCGCCUCGGACAUCAAUCAGCACUACAAAUCGCAGAACAAGGGCGACAAGCGGCUGAGGAGGUGCUCCCUGCAGUCGUAUGCACAAAUCCACAAGCAAGACCGGCGGGCAUCAAAAGUUGAGGAAUCUGCCAUCUUCCGGCGAAGGCAUAUUCUGGGCGAAGUGCGCUCCGUAUCGGUGGACCGCUAUAGGAAUACCCAGAACUCGGAUCCAGUUGGACAUGGCGUUGUGUCAUCCGGUUCCGACAACCAGCACAGGGUUCCGUCGCCGUUGGUCGGCCGACAGGGCAGCCAUCAGCAUCCUUUAAGGCCGAGCACUGGAGAUGUUCGCUUUGAGCCGGGCAUGAGCCGCCGAUCGUCGGUGCCAAUUACCAUAAACUAUCAGACCGUUUACGUGUCGAGCCCCCAUCCUUCCGAGCUGUCGAGACGAGGCUCCGUGAUCAGCCUGACAGGACAGACUCCAGAUGCCAAUCAAGCCAUGCCAGCAACUGGAACAGAUCCCAAGCGACGCGUCCGCAUGAUUAAUCGCCAUUAAGAGAACACAAUCUGAAAGAGCUUUGAAUACCAGAUACUACCAGGCCAAACCCAUCGAAACUGCUGAGA
Molecule: messenger RNA, 1239 nt
Organism: Drosophila ananassae
Lineage: Eukaryota; Metazoa; Arthropoda; Insecta; Diptera; Drosophilidae
Exons: 4
Coding region: 122-1171 (349 amino acids)
Source: RefSeq, a predicted model, not a curated record